This is a messenger RNA of Cydia amplana, 1531 nucleotides long. It is a transcript of the gene DNaseII, whose product is annotated as deoxyribonuclease-2-alpha. Bases 250 to 1521 code for a protein of 423 amino acids. Gene Ontology annotation, biological process: apoptotic DNA fragmentation. Lineage: Eukaryota; Metazoa; Arthropoda; Insecta; Lepidoptera; Tortricidae. The transcript is spliced from 8 exons. The record is from RefSeq and is a predicted model, not a curated record. Gene Ontology annotation, molecular function: deoxyribonuclease II activity.
UGCGUCACUUCGCGACACAAAGAAAACAACAACAACCGAAAUUUUUAUUUUGAAUUCAAAUUGUUGAACCCUCAAUCGGAAAGGAAAUCCAUGACUUGUUUAUAAAUUGUUGUGUAAAUAAAUGCAUUGUUUAAUAGUUUUAUUUGCAACAUGUCGCUCGAACUGUAAAUGACACACCGAUUGUAAAAACAUCCUUCUGACCUUUCUGUUACUUCGAGCUUGGAUUUCGCGAAAUAAACACGCCUCACGAUGUACCGCUUAUGUUUUAUCGUGGUUCUUUUAUUUGUGUCUGAUUGUGAUGGUUCAGCUCAACAAUGUAGGAAUGAUAGGGGUGAACCAGUUGACUGGUUUUACAUAUACAAGUUACCUAAAGAAAAGAAUCAUUUAAAUCCCCUGGUCCGGAAAGGGGUAGCCUACAUGUACCUGACUCCGUCAAAACUGCGCCAAGGUUGGAUCAUGUCCGACUUGUCCAUUGCCAAUCCCAACUCCAUGUUGGGCAGGACACUGCAGCCCAUGUACCUGUCAAAGAAUACUAUGACCGUGUUGUACAAUGACCAGCCACCAGCUAAUGAGAAUGCGCCAGAUAUUCUGCAAAAUGUAGCUGAAAUGUAUUCAAAACGUAAAAAAGGGCAAAUGAAGUUCACGGAACCUUCAGUAAAGAAGUACAAGAAGUUUAAGCUAGGCGACAAGUAUUAUGACGACUACGACUUGGCCGAGAUGUGCAAAAUGCACACUAAAUUCCUGAAGAAUAGGGUCGAGAAAGGCCACACAAAGGGCGUGAUUAUGGGGGACAAGUUCACCUCGCUGUGGCUGGUGCAUUCUGUGCCGAGGUUCCCACCGGUACCUGAUGGUCGCGGCAUGAACCUGACCAGCUACAGCUACCCACAAACCGGUAUGAAGUAUGGACAGUCGAUGCUCUGCAUGUCGGUGCAAACCGCCACCGUGAACCAGAUAGCCACGCAGCUGAAAUACAACGAGCCGCUGGUGGUUUACAGCCAAAUACCUACGGAAUACGAGAAUGAGCUGCCGAUGUUGGUUGAGGUGGUCAACAAUAAGACUGUCGAUGCUUCCCCUUGGUACCACAUAGAGAGUUUCGAAACCCUAGCUGGACGCAAGUUCCUCUCGUUCGCGAAGAGUGCCAUGUUCAACGACGACUUGUACAGUGGGUUAGUGGCCGAGGUUCUGCAGUCAGACCUGCUGGUGGAGUCCUGGACUAAUGGGCCUGGCACCUUGGACUCGGAGUGCAAUAGGAACUUUCAAGUGCGGAACAUAGACCGCCUAAAGUUCCCCCUGGCUCGUAUGUCCUUCACAUCUCACCACGACCACUCGAAAUGGACGGUCGCCGUCGCUCACAAGAUGCACAACAGCCAAGACACCAAGGUGGCUGAUUACUGGGUCUGCGUUGGAGACAUCAAUAGGGCGUUACCACAAGAAUCCCGGGGCGGCGGGACCGUUUGUACAUCGGGACCCAUUUUAUGGGGAAACUUCGCUCAUUUAAUUGAGUCGGUCCAAUCAUGUUGAUUCUAAUCUA